Coniosporium apollinis CBS 100218 is the source of this 507-nucleotide messenger RNA. RefSeq lists its product as uncharacterized. The coding region runs from base 1 to 507 and encodes 168 amino acids. NCBI's taxonomy places the organism in Eukaryota, Fungi, Ascomycota, Dothideomycetes. The record is from RefSeq and is a predicted model, not a curated record. The transcript has 2 exons.
AUGGUGUCCUUCCACCUCGCCUACACCGCCCCCAUUAACCCCUCCGACGCCUCGCCCACCCUCACAGUCCCCCAGGUAUGGGCCGGCAUGGAGCGCAAAGCGAAGAACGCCCACGAGUUCGUGCCCGCGAUUACGGAGUGCGUGGUAGAGAAAGAGGAGACGGACGAGAAGGGCAAUGCCGUCGUCACUAGGAUCGUGAAGUUCAAGGAGGGUAUGGGCCCGCCGGGGGACGUAAGGGAGGUCUGCGUGCAUUCCAAGCCGGCGAAGGUCGACUAUCACCAGGAGAACGGCAGCCUGAUCACGAAUAUAAUCUCAGCAGGGCCGUCCGGAAAGCCGGAGGAUGUGUAUAUGACUUUUGCGUUUGAUUGGCUGCAUCCUGAGCUUGAGGAUGAGGAUGGCGAGGAGGCGCGGAAGCUCAAGGAGAGGUACCAGCGCGUGGCUAAGAUGGCGGUGCAUACUACUAUUGAUACCAUACGGAGGCUGGUUCAGGAAGGACAGAUACAGUGA